Molecule: messenger RNA, 2355 nt
Organism: Symbiodinium sp. CCMP2456
Lineage: Eukaryota; Dinophyceae; Suessiales; Symbiodiniaceae
Source: the annotation of a GenBank genome assembly
AUGCUGGGCACCCCUCGUGAGCAUCACGCGAAGAGCGAGGAAUGGCAGGUGCUCGGCGGCAAAGCUGGGGGUGCACAUGCCGAGAUGAUGAUCAACACAGACGGUUCACGCAUAUUGAAGCCGUUGGAUCAAGGGGCGAGGUGUUCCAGCGAGAUUGCAGCUUAUCGAAGCCUUGCUUGUUCGCCCCUGGCACCGUUUCUCUGCGGCUUCCACGGCACUCGGAAAGUUGAAGGUGCAGAGUACAUGGAGCUGAACAGUGCCUACUUCGGCAUGACAGGGCCAACCGCCACACUGGACAUCAAGAUUGGCAAGAAGACUUGGGAGGACCAGGCAGACCCCGCCAAGAUUGCGAAGGAGUCCAAGAAGUUUGAUGAGAUCUAUUCCGCAAGCAGUGCUAUGGAUGGCUUCAGAGUGGCAGGAAUGAAGGCGGGGGACCUGGUGCUAAACUCGACCAACUUGAAGGCACGAUUCAGCCUGAAAACGAAGGAGUUCGGAGACUGGCUGCUCCCCGCAUUCCUGGCCUCAGCACCCGGCUUCGGACCUUUGCCGGAGGGCAUGGCCGGCCUGUGCCGCCCAGAUAGCCGAGGUUGCGAAGUUGACAUGAGAGCGGCUGCGGAGAUCCUCGGGAAGCUGAAAGCGAUCAGCACGGCGGCAGAGCAGGGCUUCGGCGGAACUCUGAGAGCAGCCAGCCUUCUCCUAACUCGUGAAAUGAGACAUGGAGGCCGAUGGCAAGUCCAUCUUAUAGAUCUGGCACACUACACAGAGACUGCCGAGAAACGGGACGACAACUUCUGCGAUGGUUUGCAGAAUUUGAUCCGGACAUGGGAAGAGUGGUGCGCGGUAGAUGUGCCACAGUCCUGGUUCACUGUUUGCUGCAUUACGCGCAAAUGUGAUCGCUCCAAGGCGAUAUUCGAUGUCGGAGUCGAAGUGCAUCCCAGCGGUUUUUGGUUUUCCCAUUCCAAAUUAGUUAUGGCGCGCGUGCUCAGCGCCCUUGCCACCGGCAUGGGCUACUCGGCGGUGCAAGAUGCCUUGCAGCCCUGCUUGCUGACUGACAAGUAUAUGCUCGGUGCCACGAAUUUUGUUGAGCACUAUGCCACUGAGUUCCACGCGACUGAUUCGCAGAAGGAUUUUGUCAAAGCUGCCAUGUAUGGCGGGGCCAUCCUUGGCAUGCUCGUCAUGGGUCCAGCUUCUGACUAUAUCGGUCGCCGCAUGGGCCUCAUCGGCUGUUCCGUUAUCACCCUUAUUGGCGCCUUGCUUUCAGCUCUUGCCUGGAGUGAGAAUGCCCUGAUUAUAGCGCGCAUCAUUACUGGGAUUGGCAUGGGGGGUGAGUACCCACUGGCCUCAUCGCAUUCGGCUGAGUCAUCGGAGAAGACCAGCGACGGUGCCCGCAACGUGGCCUUGCUUUACCUGUUCGGAAGCGGCUUUGGCCAAGCACUCUGCCCGCUGGUGACCUACACCAUGGACGUCGCCGGCGUCCCGCAUGAGACAUUGUGGCGGUGCAUCUUCGGAGUGGGUGUUAUUCUUUCGGCCUUGGGCUUGGUUUUGCGAUACCUGACCAUCCAGGACAGCCUGAAGUUUGUGCAAUCGAAGGAGGCAGAAGAGAAGCAUCACGACACCACCUGGACCAUCCUAUCACCGUACUGGAGGGCGAUAUUGGGCACUGCCGGAUGCUGGUUCCUCUUUGACACCGUCGAAUAUGGUCUGAAGCAGAACGAUGCGGCGAUUUUCAACUCGGACGGCAGUGGCCCCUACACGGAUAGUAUUCUCGAGGUGUUGUGGAGUCGCCUUCUCGUCAUCCCAUCGUUGAUAUUUGCCCCAUGGUUCCUGACGAAGACCUCCAGCAAACGUGUCCAAUUUGUCGGUUUCCUUGGAUGUGCGAUUGCCAACCUCGUCCUGGCAGUAGCUUUCAAACAGUUGCGAGAGUUACCUGCUCUAUUCUUCACCUUCUACAUCGUGCAGCUCUCCUUCCAGAGCUUGCCUGGGGUCACGACCAUGGCGAUCUCUGCAGAGAUCUACCCUAGCAUGGUCCGUGGCACUGGUGCCGGCAUUAGCGCAGCUUUCGGAAAGCUUGGUGCCACCGUUGGCUCCUACUGCUUCUCGGAGCUCAAAAAUUUGGGCUACAUCAGUGGGAUUUUCUGGACUGUGUUUGCGGCUUCCUCCCUGGCCAUGCUCCUCACGGCGAUAAGCAUUCCGUACUACAACGGCAACACCCUCGAUGAAGCUGAUGCGCUUGCUCGAGAUGGGAACCCAAAGAGAGCCGUGAAAGUCCUCUUCAGUGGCCCGCUGAAGCAUGACGGGACGAAGUCAGCUGGAUACGAGUCGGAUGACUGGACCAGCGAGGAGGAAAGCAGCUGA